AGCGUCUUGUGGUUACCAUGGCAACGGAAGCCGACACCAGCGGUGGGGAGACUGUGGUGUCCUCCAACUCCCUGCGACACAAGGAGCACCACAACAACCACCACAGACACCAUCCGUACCUCUACCGCCCGCACCUGCAACAACAACAACAACAGCACCAGCAACAUCAGCAUCAGCAUCACCAUCACCACCUUCAGCAGCAGCACCAGCACGUCUCCAGUAUGGCGGCGCAUCUCCACAAUUCGGAAGCCACAAACUUUCUCUUCUCCCACCACCACGGGAGCGGUGGUCGUCUGUCAAGCAAUACCAAAAACUUUGAUGACGACGAUGCCGAUGACGACGAUGAUGAUGAAAACAACGACAACAAACUGAUAUCGGUCGACGAUUUCGAGGACUCUAGUGACAUCGAGGACGAUAGGCAGAGCCACAACAGCUUUAGCCCAGCCCCCUCGGACAGCACUGUGAACAGCAGCUCCUGCACCAGGUCUCUGCGACAGCACGACGACAGCAACAACAGCAACAACAACAACAACAAAAACAGCAGCAGUAAGCUGAGGAAGAAGGGAGGGCUGGCUUCCAAGUGUGUGGACGACCAAGAACUGCAGCAACUGAGGCUCAAAAUCAACAGCCGAGAGCGAAAACGCAUGCACGAUCUCAACUCGGCGUUGGACGGUCUCCGAGAGGUGAUGCCUUACGCCCACGGUCCUUCCGUGCGAAAACUGAGUAAAAUCGCCACUCUUCUGCUCGCGAAGAACUAUAUUCUCAUGCUGAACUCUUCUUUGGAAGAGAUGAAGAAACUUGUAAGCGAUAUCUAUCACACGCACGCGCCCCCAAGAACGCCUGUCCUUCCAACAGCGUCUUCGGCAGCGCUACCACCACCACCUCCUCCUCCUCCUCCAUCACAACAGCAACAACAGCAGCUGUCGUCAGCAGGAAGCAUAGCAGCAGCAGCGGUAGCAGCAGCAGCAGCGGCGGCAGCUGCAUCAGCAACAUCUUCACCGUCUGUCAGCUCCAACGGUGGGUCAAACCCUACAGUAACAAGUUCUUCAUCCGCUGGGAUGAGUCUUGGCUCUCCGUCUCGAACCCCAACUACCCCCGUUUCGGAACACAUCCCUCCCCUCGCUCUUUCCCUCCACCAUCCGGGUUUACCCGCGAGCACUCUCCCCACCCAUAGCUCAGUCUCUCCCAUCAUACCCCUCGCUGUACCAGCGUUGAGGGCACCUCUACACGGACUUACUCCUCACGAUUUAGGCGCACUCACCUCUUCGUUUAUAGCGGCGAAGUCGGAAAUUCCCGGAGCACAUAGUGUGCACAGUCCCACACAUCAUCACGCACAUGCUGAACGCUUUCAUUCACUGUCCAGGUGGCCGGUUCCAUGCGCAUGCGCACAGUGCCUGACAGGAGGAUCCAGCCCACUGCAAUUAGGUCUUCACUUUGGGCGUUUCCCGCACCCGCUUUUAACGUCGUCUGCCUCCCUCACGCGUAAAAACUGAUAUCACUACAACAACAGCAACGACGUUGGUAACAACAACAACAAAAACUACAGCAACUCUGAUGCUUCUGUUUCAAGCACCCUGCUGCGACUACGGCACAGCAGUGGUAGUAAAAAAGAAACACAGACAAAACAGCACAAAUGAAACAAAAACAAAUACAAAACAAAAACAACAACGGAGCAAUAUUAGCUCAGCAACUCUGCUUCGUCGUCAUCGUCAUCAUCAUCAUCAUCAUCAUCAUCAUCGUUGCAAGUUGCCUUGCGGAAGCAGUCACGUGGUGUUUUUGGGCUGGUGAGGGUGAUGCAAAUGACAACAAUACAACAAGACAUAAUAACAAUAUUGGUAGCUCCUUGACGAAACAAACCAGCGAGACUCAAAAACCGAAAAUCGUGACCACGAACACAAACGCGAUAUCUUCUCUGCUCCGGACAGUUGUUUCACAGAAGACAAGUGAUGCCUUACAUACGCAUGCACUCAACAUGCUGCAGCGAUGUAAGUCCUUUGAGGAACUGAUAGAUACGGUUAACUGACUGAACUUGACAUUCUUGCCACGGGAGUUGUUGCGAAGUUGUUUCUGCCUUUUUUUAUCUGAGAGAAUACAGGACAAUACAUAUUAUCUUUCAUAAUUUGUUUAUAGUCUCUGAGACCACUGAUAAGGAGAAUCGCAAUUCCUCCCGUUCUUACACUUGUGGUUUUAUUUUAUUUUUUGGUAAUACGCAGUUUGGUCUUUUGACUCAAACUAUGCCUUAUGGAGUGAUAUGAAAUUGGGAUAGAAAGAGAAAGAGAGAGAGAGAGGGGGGGGGAGAAC
Aplysia californica (California sea hare) is the source of this 2301-nucleotide messenger RNA. Its product is annotated as protein dimmed. Gene Ontology annotation, molecular function: protein dimerization activity. The transcript has a single exon. Lineage: Eukaryota; Metazoa; Mollusca; Gastropoda; Aplysiida; Aplysiidae. The coding region runs from base 18 to 1493 and encodes 491 amino acids. The record is from RefSeq and is a predicted model, not a curated record.